AGCUAUGGGUAUCCUAUAUUUACCAACAUGAAUGCGCUCAGAUCUGACCUGUUGUAUAAUUUUUGGGAGACAAAUUUCCACGAAAAAAAACCUGCAUGCGCGCGACCGACACGCCUAUACAACUCCACCUGAAGUUUUGUGAGCGUGCCUCAUCUCUAUGGAGACAAAGAGACGCAUCAGAGGGAAAAACACAGAAGUUGGGGAAUUAGCUAGCUGAAAAUGGAUUCGAUUAAAUAGAGUCUUUGUCCACAUAAUGUACAGCUGGGAAAGACGCGCAGCUGAGAACCUCACCAAUGCUGAACACAUUUGUGAGGUGAAGAAGAGGAGAGACCUUAAAUAUCAGGACCACCUACGCAGACGGGAACAGGAAAGGGCAGACGCAGAGGUGAGGAGGGAAGUACACAGAGUACGGACGCCUUCACCAACACCUCAGACAAAUAGGUUCAAAGCCCGCAGGUAUGAAAGACCAUGGGCACAGGGAGCGCCAGACACCAAGAAGUCCUCCAGCUCUGUGAAAUCCACCAGAUCAGAGAUGAGAAACUCACAGAACAAAGGCUCAGUGUCCCGCUUUCCUGCCAUCUCCAGCGGAACCCAGAGCAGUGUAACCCAAAGUAGAACAGCAGAACUGGCAACCACAUCAAAGACAUGGAGAAGAGCCAUUGCUCCACUGGCAUCCCACUGUAAGAAACAAUCUCCACCAUGUCACAAACACAGAUCUGUGGCUAUAAAAAACAGAGCCUGUAAGUUAUCCACAUGUGCAACUAAGUCAAACACUCUGAAACUAACACAAAGUCAAGACACACUGAGGGGGAAGAGAAAGAUGGGGGCACCAUCAUGUGACCGUGCAGAUAGUUCAAACAUCUCUACAAGACAUGAUCUGGUCAAGAGGCCAUUAGACAGCUGCUACCUCCCACAGCCCCUGAUUUGUUCUAGAAGGUCCUACACAGAUUGGCCCUGUCUCCCCUCACUGCAGUACCACCGCUCCCCCAGCCCAGACGACCCAGAGCCCCAUCCCUAUCUCCAGCUGAUCUCGGAACCCUUCCAGGGCUUCUCAGAGAGCAGUAGUAUCACAGAGGAGUACGUACGCAGUGAGGACACCUACAGGGCUGAGCUCUGCUCCAGGAGUUUAGCUGACACCAGUCCUUUGUCCGUACCGGAGUCCCUCCCCUCGCAAUGCCCCUCCAGCAGUGGCACCCUGGAAAGCAGCUCUCUCAGCCUCAGUGACUCCUUCACCGGCCCCCUUAGCAGCCACUUCCACACACUGGGUGUUCUGUCCUCCGAGUCUGAGUCGGACAGGGAAGACGACAACCAUUCAUGUCAGGAUGCUGAUAGAGAGAGCUACUACAUCCCUGUGAGGUGGGCUGCCUCUCAGUCUAGUUCACAUGACAUCCUCUGCCCGUCUCCCAGUGUCCGUACCGUCCAGAGUCCUAGGGGCAUGCAGUCCCAGCUGAGUAUGGAGUCAACAAGCACCCCUGAAGAAUCACCAAACAGUAGAGCUUCAUACACUGGAGGAGGAUAUAGUCCCAUGCCUUCACUGAUGCAAGUAGGUCGACUGUCGAUAUCACCGUUGUCGAUAACACCCUCUGUCACACAGAGAGCCAGCAGGGGGACUCUCACUACCCCGCAGCAGCUGUAUGAACACCUCCCUGAGCUGGAUCAUCUCAGCCCCCUUAGCCCCAGGAGAGCUAACCCCAUCUGGCUGGGCUCAGAGAGAUGGCCGGUGUUGGAGGCCUCACCACCCAGGACCAGCUACACCCUGAGGCACUCCCAGCUGGUCAGCAGGAUCCAGCAGGAGGAACCAGAGGAGGUCAGAGGAGAGGCCAGUAGUAGUGACAGUAGUACAGAGGACACUCCGUCCUCCAGCGAAGCCUCGCGCCAUGGGACCUCUGGGCUGAUGGAUCACCUGACCAUGGCCCUGAUGGCCCUCCGUGACAUCCGCAGGGAGGUGGCUCACAUUCAGAUGAGCAACGCACAGCAGGGUAGUGGUGCUAUGGCAGCUCAGGAGGCCCAAUCAGCACCGGCUACCAACCCAGAGACGUUACGCAAAAUCAAAGAACGUCUGUUGGAGGAGUCGUCUGAUGAGGAGGAAGGGGACCAGUGUCGUAUCUGUCAGUGUGGUGCUGGCUCCCCGACCAAUCCCCUGCUCACCCCCUGUCUCUGCUCCGGCAGCCUGCAGUACAUCCACCACGACUGCCUGAAGAGGUGGAUCCAGACUAAAAUACAGUCAGGGACCACACUGUCUGCGGUCAGAACCUGUGAGUUGUGUAAGGGGAGCCUAACACUGGAUCUGGACGACUUUGACAUGGAGGAGUUUUACCAAAGGCAUGGUCAGACACAGGUGGAGCAGACCAGUCCAGAGCUGUACAUGUUGCUGAUCCUUCAGCAGAGGUUCUCAGAGCUGCUGCAGGUGGCCCAGUCACGUAGCAAUGCCGUCUCUAGGAUGGCUACCAGACUGUACCUGAUUCAGAGAACAGCAGGGGCCAACAGUUUGGAGGCUUCCUCUUCUUCCACACACACUGAGGGUAGAGCCAGCAGAGGGAGCCAGAGAGGCAAUCACGCGCCAGGGACACCUGACCCACCCACCUGAUACAUUCUUUCUUCCUGUUUUUAAAUCCUGGGUGAAGUGACGUUAAUGAUGAAUUUAUUCUAACUUAUUUCAUGAAAUGAUUUUAACACACGAUGCAGUGCAUC
Molecule: messenger RNA, 2691 nt
Organism: Salmo salar (Atlantic salmon)
Lineage: Eukaryota; Metazoa; Chordata; Actinopteri; Salmoniformes; Salmonidae
Molecular function (GO): zinc ion binding
Source: RefSeq, a predicted model, not a curated record